CGAGGCGCGCGGCGCGCGUUUCCACCGUGAGCCCGUCCGCGUCCAGGCGCGGGAGCCGAAGCGCCGAGCCGGAGCCGGAGCCCCCGCGAGCCUUGCGCCCGGAUUGAGGGGCGAUGCCGUUCGGUCUGGCCACCCCCCGUGAGCACCGCUCCGGAGACAAAGCCCGCGCGUGAGCGGCGCCCUCGGCCCGGGUGAGCCUCAAAGCGGGAGCCCUGACUCAGCCUCUCACCUGACGACUGUCAGCUGCCGCUGCCGCCAGCCCGUCCCCUGCCCAGGCCUGUCACUGUGCCGUCUCUCAGCAGGGGCAGCAGGAUGAAAGAAGUCAUGUCCAAUAACAGCACUGCCAGCAUCUCCCAAGCCAGGAAGGCUGUGGAGCAGCUGAAGAUGGAGGCGUGCAUGGACAGAGUGAAGGUCUCCCAGGCAGCAGCGGACCUCCUGGCGUACUGUGAAGCUCACGUGCGGGAGGACCCUCUCAUCAUUCCAGUGCCUGCGUCAGAAAACCCCUUCCGAGAGAAGAAGUUCUUCUGUACCAUCCUCUGACUCCGUUUGCUAUGAAAACGUCUCCUUUUCUGUCCGUAAAAUCCCUCGUAGAGACCGCGCAUGCUCAUAGCUUUAGGGGGCUCUGCCCACUCCCGCCCCCGCCCACCCAGGAUUGCCCAGGCCUGUCUCCUCUUUUCAUUGGUUUUCUUCACUGCAUUCUAUUUCACUUUUUCUUUUCGUUUUCAUGUUAUUUUCAUUAUUAGAAAAGGAAAUAGGCAUUUUUGUAGCCAAAUAACAAAUGUGCCAAGUAGAAAUAAGUAUGGGUUUAAGGGCUUAAAUUUUUUUAACAUCAAUUCCCAAGUUUACAUAGGUCAAGUGUAUUAUACAUUUCAGUGGAUAAUUUAUUGAGAAGUGGAUAAUUUAUUGAGAAGUGGAUAAUUUAUUGAGAAGAGAAAACAAUCCCCCAUUCGUGAUCAUUCAGUGUCAGAUUAGAUCAUUUUGACCAACUGAAGUAUAUGGGUAAAGUUCCCAUCUCUCUUCCUGGAGAAUGCAGUUCUGGAAGUUCUCUAUUUUCUGCUUUUCUGUCAUCCUAUUUAAAGAAGAAAUAACCCACAUCAUCGGAUGGUUUUCUAAACGUGGGUCAUCCUGGGGCCUUGUGGCCCAGCCCCUGAGGGAGGAUCCAGACCCCUGUUUCCCACUGAUUGUCAUUGAUCCCUUUGGAGGUGGUCCUUCUACGAGUGUAGGUGUUGGGUGGGUAUUGGAGUGAGCUUAACUGUAAAUGUCACACCAUUACCUCUGUUUAUGUGCGCCAGCCAGGCGGGCCAGGGGCACAUGUCUUCUCUCCAAAUGCCACCUCAUCCUGCUCCCUUCUGUUCUGGCUCCUGCUCUGCAUGGGCUGCAUUAAUAAGGGCCUGUUCUGGGCACAGCGCUGGGUCCUGUGGGGUUUCACCAGGGUGGCCCCUGCCCCAGAGGAGUGAGCGAGGGGCAGCAGCUCACCACGUAGCUCAUCCACUGAUCAGAGCAUUCACACGUAUCCACUUAUUUUAUCCUCCAACAAUAAAUAAAUGCCGUGAGAGUACGUCUGUUCUAAACAGAGGGAAACUGAGGCACAGAAAGACCAUGUAGUUUCCCCGAGGUUAUAGAUGGUGAGCCGGAAGACUGGGACCUGAGCCCCUGAGCUCCACUGCCUUCCAGGCCUACCUGUUUGCAGGCAGGUAGGUAGACCUGCAGACAACCUGAGCCACAUGCCACAAAGCACCGUUGCUGGGGUCCGCCCAGCAGCACACUUCUCUUCCCAUCUUCGCCAGGAGCAGGCGUGUUGGGCCCGUAUUCUGGCAGCUUACGGAAGGUGAAACGUGGCCUGCCGCCAUGGAAGGCUAGGCGGCUCUCGAUUUUUCUGAGACAGACUUGCAAGCCCCACCUCAAACAAACUCCUACCACCCCGGAUGAAGGAAGGGAAUAAACCGCAGGGGCAGAGAGCACUCUGUCCAAGAGUGUCCCCUUCCGUUUGUUUGGAAACUGUGUCCCGUCCUGGCUCUGGCAGUGGCUUCACCGUAGGGCAAGCCAUUGUGUGCCUGGAACCUGCAAACUGGGGAUAAUGGCAGUUACUCCUCCUGCCUUUCUGUCUAGGACAGAGGGAGGUGCUACACAGAUGAAAGCUCUGAUUAUCAUUUUAAAACAAAUGUGCUAAAUGCCAGGCUAUAGUAUAGGGAAGAAUGCAUGACUUCAGAGAUCCAUGGUUCAGUUGGAGGAAUCACGUAAAACCGCCUACAGAGAGGCAAAUGUCAUUUUCAGAUCAGUUAAUGACUUGCUACCCUCAUAAAUGGUUUUAGUACAUUUUUAUUCUUUGCUGCUUCUGUUGAAACCCAUUCUUUGUUUCAUGAAAGCUCCCUGAUAAUAACACUGGUGUUAGGAAGCUGUGUGCUCAGACUACAGCAGAACUGUGUGCUGUCUGUGAUAGUAGGACUUCCAAUCCUCCUCUGUUUUGGUUUAUGACCAGGAUCUCUUCAUUCUGUGGUCCACGUCAACGUCAUGAACCUGAUAAAGCAAAGCACAAUCCAUAAAAGCACAUCAGAGAAGCUGGGAAAGUGGGACAGCACGGAAACUGGCUAAAUCAGGUCAAGAAAAUAAUGUACUCCUCCUUGUCUUCACCAGACUUUCUCCCCUUUGUUUUCACUUCCAACAUCCCUGCAUAUUCUGCCUCCACUUGUUCCCUCUUUUUCCUUCUCCUCCUCUCUUCCUUGCAUCCCUCCAUGAGAUGCUUUUUGUCCUUUUACUACGCCUUUUCCUUCCAAACCUAUGGCGUUUUGUGUGGCUUGCCCCUUUUAACGUAUCCCUGAAGUCAUUGCUGCCCUUAAAGACAAGUUCGUGGACGUGCGCUGUGAGACACGCAAACGUGUGGAUGAGCCCCUCCCCCCCUGGCAAUCGCCGGGAGCUGAUGAAGCUGCCUGUAGUGGGCAGUUGUCAUACGGUGUUUCUAGCUUGGCUGUCCAGCACCUGGCCCCUUUCCUAAAGGGGGAAAUCAUGAAACCACCCCUAUGUAGAAAUGUAGGGAUGCAGUGCCCCCAGCACAGUGGAUGCUGAAGUGGGGAGGUCUUCUCUGUCUCUCAGGUGCAUCCCCUUUUCCAGCACCAGACCGGCCAGUGACCCAGGGUGAACUCCUUGGACUCCCAUGCUUGGGAUUGUGAGCCUGGUGCAAGUGACACAGAAAUUAAGGGAUGCUGAGAUUCGUUUCAUGGGAGCUGUGGUGGUCCAGGGGUGGCAGUGGUCCAGCAGGGGAAGUGUCUAGGAUUGGCAGGCUGCAGGGGUGGUAUGUCCAAUGGUAGUAAUGUCCAGGGAUGGCAGAGUCCUGAGCAGACCGUUCCUGCUUCGUUUCUUGGCCCCCACCCAUCUUCCCAGGUCUCCUUUCUAGCUUUCUGUCAAUUCUGUGAGCCGCCAAGCUCCAUCCAAUAAAUUCUUCAUUCUUCUGUGAAAUAGCUUGGGUUGAAUGUACAUAUCAUAUGACCUAAAAACUCCACUCCUCUACCCAACAGAAAUGUGUACGUAUAUUCACCAAAAGAAAUGUACUAGAAUGUUCACAGAAGCACUGUUCAUAAUAACCCUGAACUGGAAAGUACCCAAAUGCCCAUGUUGAAUGGAUAAAUUAGGGUAUAUUUGCAAAGUGAAGUCCUACACAGCAAGGAGAAGGGGUGCUCCUGCCGCCACACACACGGCACCAUGUAAGUCUCACGAGAGGAGGCAAGUUCGUACUGUAUGGUUCCAUUUAUAUCAAGUGUGAAACCCGGCAAAGUUCGCCUCUGCUGUUGCAAGUAGGGAUAUGAGUUACUCCUGGGGGAAUGGUAACCAGAAGGGCACAAGGGAGAUUCUCGGACCUUCUGUUCCUUGAUCGGGUUGCUGGUCACCUGGGCGUAUCUAUAGUUUGUGAAAAUUCUUCGAGCUGUACCCUUGUGGUUUGUGCCCUUUUCUGUAUGGAUGUUGUACUUCAAUAAAAAGUUGGUUUUGUGCCUAGCAA
Molecule: messenger RNA, 3991 nt
Organism: Balaenoptera musculus (blue whale)
Lineage: Eukaryota; Metazoa; Chordata; Mammalia; Artiodactyla; Balaenopteridae
Gene: GNG4
Product: G protein subunit gamma 4
Exons: 4
Coding region: 313-540 (75 amino acids)
Biological process (GO): G protein-coupled receptor signaling pathway
Cellular component (GO): heterotrimeric G-protein complex
Molecular function (GO): G-protein beta-subunit binding
Source: RefSeq, a predicted model, not a curated record